AUGUGGGGUAGGUGGGGUUGUUCCAGUGGGGGUUUUAGGUCAUUGAGCAAAAGGGUGUCGUCUAUUGUGAAUCUAACUCAUGGUUAUGGCGAAAAGCUUCAUCCUUUUGGAUUCGGUCCUCAUUUGUUAGGUUUAAGGAGUGUUGUUACAGUGACAUGCGGUGGUGGUUGGGGAAAAGAGGUUGAGUGUUUAUCAGAUAUGGUGAACCAGGUGAGGAGGGGUUUUUCAUCUUCUUCCACUGUGAUUGGAGAUGGUAAUGGAAAGAAAGAAGAAAGUAUAACAUUCUCUGAGGCUAAGAAGCUUAUGAGAUUGGUGAAUGUGGAAUCACUUAAGAUGAAACUUGGUAUGGAAGGGAAGGAAGUUAUUUCGUAUGGUGAACUUCUUCAAGCUUGUGAGAGUUUUGGUAUUGCUAGGAAUCGUGAUGAGGCUUCUAUGUUUGCUAAGGUUCUCGAUGAGGCUGGGGUUGUUUUGCUCUUCAGGGACAAGGUUUAUCUGCAUCCUGAUAAGGUGGUGGAUCUGAUUCGAAAAGCCGUUCCACUGGCACUAACUUCUGACGACGAUCCUAUGAGGGACGAGUUAAAGAAACUGCAAGACAAGAAAAUAGAAAUUGACAUGUUGGCACAUAAACAGGUGCGACGCGUCCUUUGGUCUGGACUAGGAUUUGGCGUAUUUACUGUCGGGCUCUUCUUCCGGCUAACAUUCUGGGAAUUCUCAUGGGAUGUAAUGGAACCUAUUGCGUUUUUUGCAACCACAACCGGAUUGGUUACAGGCUAUGCGUACUUUUUAUUCACUUCAAGAGACCCUACUUACCAAGACUUGAUGAAGAGGCUGUUUCUUUCAAGGCAGAGGAAGCUUUGUAAGAAACAUAAUUUUGAUGCUGAGAGAUUUAUGGAGCUUCAGUGCAAGUGCAAAACACAUAUACAUUCUAGUACUGUUUUGAAAAAUAGCACAGGGUUUGAUGUUGAUCUUGAUGAUGCUUUACAUAGAGAUUAA
Molecule: messenger RNA, 993 nt
Organism: Vicia faba (fava bean)
Lineage: Eukaryota; Viridiplantae; Streptophyta; Magnoliopsida; Fabales; Fabaceae
Source: the annotation of a GenBank genome assembly